Molecule: messenger RNA, 3690 nt
Organism: Oryza sativa Japonica Group (Japanese rice)
Lineage: Eukaryota; Viridiplantae; Streptophyta; Magnoliopsida; Poales; Poaceae
Product: probable disease resistance protein At5g63020
Molecular function (GO): protein binding; ADP binding
Source: RefSeq, a predicted model, not a curated record
GGCACCAGAGUGGGCAACCACUGCUACUAAAAAAGCUUUCUUUCAGCAUCGUACUCAUCUUCAUAUUGCUGGUUGAUGUGCUUGAGCCUGGGUGAAUGUCGUGCUGCCUCUGCGCCUCUGAAGACGCCAUCGACGAAGCAAGGUGUUCAUCCUGUGGAAACCAAGAUAUGGCUUCCAAUCAUCAUUCGCAAUCAAUUUUCUCGGCCGUGCUUUGCAGCUUCGGCAACUGUUUGCAACUGAAUAUUGCGUAUGCUUUCAAACCUGAAGAGGUUCUUGUCAAGCUCACUGAAUUCAAUAGAAGGUUGGAGGCUAGGAGUGAUGACAUAAAACUAAUGAUCAGUAUGGCUGGGAGCAAACAACAAACCUGUAAGCAUGAAGUGCUAGAUUGGCUUCAAACAGUUGAGCUGGCCCGAACUGAAGUUGAUGCAAUACUGCAAGAUUAUAGCAAAAGAUCCAAACACCUGAUCUCAAAUUUCAACAUCAGCAGGAGAGCCUCUGACAAACUGGAGGAAUUGGUUGACCUGUAUGACAGAGGUUCUUUUGAAGUUGUAUCUGUUGAUGGACCUCUACCUUCCAUUGAGGAGAAGCCUAUCAGGGAAAAAUUGGUUGGAAUGCAUUUAAAUGUGAUGAAAGUUCUGAGCUAUCUACUUGAUGCAAAAAUCAGGUUAAUUGGCAUAUGGGGCAUGGGGGGAGUAGGAAAGACAAUCUUCUUGAAGGUCAUCAAUAACCAGUUUCUUGGUGUUGUUGACAAUAUGCCCUUUGAUCAUAUUAUGUGUGUUGCAGCAGCCAGGGGUUGCGUCCUGGAAAAUCUUCAGAUGAACAUAGCAGAGAAGCUGGGAUUGCUCUCGAAGCAGGGAGAUAGCAUAGAAUCUCGUGCCGCAACCAUCUUCAACCAUCUGAAGAACAAGAACUUUUUGCUGCUCCUGGAUGACCUUUGGGAGCACGUUGAUCUUCUAGAGGUUGGCAUUCCACCUCCAAAUGAAUCGAAGAUCCAGAAAGUAGUCUUUGCUACUCGCUCUGAGGAAAUUUGUUGUGUGAUGGAAGCCGAUAAAAGAAUCAAACUGGAAUGUUUGCAGCCUGAUGAGGCAUGGGAGCUGUUCAAAUACAGUGCUACAGAAGAAACAAUAUGUGCAGAUAUGCCGAUAGAAAAUGUCGCGAAAAGAGUUUGUGCAAAAUGCCGUGGUUUGCCUUUGGCACUAAUCACUGUUGGGAGGUCCAUGCGUGCAAAGAGAACGUGGCGCGAGUGGGAGAAUGCCCUGUCAACUUUUGAUGAGAGCACUCAGCUUUUGGAAGCUUCAGAGAUGAAGGUCAUUAACCCUAUUCUGAGCACCCUGAGGAUUUCCUAUGACAAUUUGGAGAAUGAUCAGCUGAAAGAAUGUUUUCUGGUUUGCUUGCUAUGGCCUGAAGGCUAUUCAAUUUGGACAGUUGAUCUUGUGAAUUGUUGGAUUGGUUUGGGUCUCGUCCCUGUCGGUAGAACAAUCAAUGAUAGCCAUAACAUUGGAUUAUCACGAAUUGAGAAGUUGAAAAGAUUGUGCUUACUGGAGGAAGGUGAUAUCAAACAAUCAGAGGUACGACUCCAUGAUAUUAUCCGUGAUAUGGCCCUCUGGAUUGCCUCGGACUAUAAGGGCAAGAAGGAUAGCUGGCUACUGAAGGCUGGGCACCGAUUAAGAAAUGUGUUAAGCUGUGAAGUUGAUUUCAAGAGAUGGAAGGGUGCCACAAGAAUAUCACUGAUGUGCAACUUCUUAGAUUCUCUGCCAUCAGAGCCGAUCAGUUCUGACCUAUCUGUGUUAGUUCUGCAGCAAAAUUUCCAUUUAAAGGAUAUCCCACCAUCCCUUUGUGCAAGCAUGGCUGCUCUCAGGUAUUUGGACCUUAGCUGGACACAGAUUGAACAGCUGCCCAGAGAAGUUUGUUCAUUAGUAAACCUUCAGUGCUUAAACCUUGCUGAUUCACACAUAGCAUGUCUGCCGGAAAAUUUCGGUGACCUGAAGAACUUACGGUUCUUGAACCUCAGCUACACUAACCAUCUUAGGAACAUACCCAGUGGUGUUAUAUCUAGUCUGUCCAUGCUGAAAAUAUUGUACUUAUACCAGAGUAAGUACUCAGGCUUUGAAUUGGAGUUGAGCAAAAACAUUACGGGCAGAAAUGAUGAAUUCAGUUUAGGAGAGCUGAGAUGCUUUCACACAGGGCUAUCCCUGGGUAUUACUGUGAGAAGUGUUGGUGCUCUUCGCACACUAUCGCUGCUUCCUGAUGCCUACGUACACCUUCUUGGCGUAGAACAACUGGAAGGGGAGUCCACUGUGAGCCUGAAGCUGCAGAGUACCGUCACGGUGGUAAACUUCAGGAUGUGCCUCGGUGUAGAAGAAUUGUCAAUCGAACUUGACAAUGGCCAAGAUCCAGAGAAAUCCAUUCCGCAGUUGGAGUACCUCACCUUCUGGCGCUUGCCCAAGUUGUCUUCCGUGAAGAUUGGUGUGGAGCUCCUCUACAUCCGAAUGCUAUGUAUCGUUGAGAACAAUGGGCUUGGCGACAUCACCUGGGUGCUCAAACUUCCGCAGCUGGAGCAUCUUGAUCUGUCAUUCUGCAGCAAGCUUAACUCGGUCUUAGCCAACGCAGAAAAUGGAGAGAGAAGAGAUGCCAGCAGAGUCCAUUGCCUGUCAAGACUCAGGAUAUUACAGUUAAACCACCUGCCGAGCUUGGAAUCAAUCUGCACAUUUAAGCUGGUCUGCCCUUGUUUGGAAUACAUAGAUGUGUUUGGCUGCCCAUUGCUGAAGGAGCUCCCGUUCCAGUUCCAGCCAGACAACGGUGGCUUUGCUCGGUUGAAGCAGAUCCGUGGAGAAGAACAAUGGUGGAACAGUCUGCGGUGGGACGGUGAUGCCACCCGUAAUAUGUUGUUGCCAUUUUACAAGGUGUUUGACAAGAACCUAGAGACUUUUGAGCCAGCUCUUGGCACCAAUCCGUUCGUCCAAGCUUCAGGGUCAUUCUUCGCACAUCGCAAACCAAUGAUGAGGACGGCUAUUCAGUUCUCGUCAUAUCUCUCGCUGCUCUUUGGAGCACAGGUGGCAUCGACCAAUUAACAGUUUUGUCAGGUGAAUUUCGCUGGGCAAGCAUAUGCUCACUUACCAAGGCCAAUAUAUGGACCACAUUGGCCCAAAGAGGCAAAGAGCAAGCUUUCAAGGGCCGGUUUAGACAGAAGAAAUUUGAAGGAUCAGAGUGACGCCGAGAUAGAACAUGAAGGAUGAAGUUGGCUAUUAUCCCAAAAGAUUUUUUUAGUGAUUUAGACUAGAAAGUGAAUGAAAUUGAAAGUGUACCCCUAAUAAUACUAUAACCUGAGGACGGGAGCCGUCGGAGGUGUUCAGUGCGAAAUCAGCCUAGGUACAAGCGCUUCUGUUUCAUUGGUCACGUUCCGUUUGCAGGUUUCAAGCCGAUCUGGAGGUUUAAUUGGUGUGGCUAGUGCUCAACAAUCGCUGCUGAAAGCAGUUAAGGUAUGCGCAAGAGGGGAGUCCAGAACUUCUGGAGUAACUGGGCGGUCCUUGUUACGGUCACAAAAUAUGUUUGGAGAAUAGCUGCUAUAUAUGUCUCUGUUUUUUUUUUUUUUUUUGGAUCGAUCUGCUGUUUUCGCAAGCGGAUGGUGUAAAAAUCUGCUGCUUUUGCACAUUCCUCGAAAAGGGAAAGUUGAAGUGUCUAUUUCUUUUA